Messenger RNA from Symbiodinium sp. CCMP2592, 2211 nucleotides. NCBI's taxonomy places the organism in Eukaryota, Dinophyceae, Suessiales, Symbiodiniaceae. The record is from the annotation of a GenBank genome assembly.
AUGGCGUCGCUUCGACGGCAAUUGAUAUCCAUUGGUGAGGAUGAGGAAGAAGAGGUACCAAUGUUCAAGGUGAAGAAAACUCGCCUUAGCCGUCAGAUGGCAGCGACGAAGGCCCCGGCAGAUCUGAACAGCUUCCGGCGCUCUUCCAAGCCCAAGGGCUUGCGCUCAAAGGUCGAGGAAGACAAAGAGGAGCCUCCUGAACCUCCCGCCCCUCAGGCAGUUCAGGCCCCGGAGCCAGAACCUCUGAGCGAGCCCAUAGAGCCUGUGGACAAAGAUUCCGAGGAUGAGGCCGACGGAGAAGAGUCCAAGGCAGUCCUGGCUGCGCGCCUUGCAAGGGCCCAGCGCGCUGCGGCUCGCGAGCUCGGAGCCCCUGCCCCGCGAGCCGGGCGGUACACAGCCAUGACAGGCCCACCUGCCAAACCAGCAGCGGCGCCUGUGCCGGCGAACAACGCGACCAGCGAACGUAUCAAGGCCCUGGCUCAAGCCGCCCAGAAGGAACUCAACGAGGGCGAAGAGGAGGAUGCUCCAGAUGCCUGGGCUUUGCGGCAACUGGAGCUGGGCCUCCACCGUCGCAGGGGUGGAGAGGCGGCGGAAGUCACAGAGACCUCGUUGGACGAGGAAAUUGCGAAGUUGAGCAGCAGAGAUGGUGUUGCGCAGGUCCGCAAGGCUGCCGAACGGGUGGCUAAAGGCCAUGAUGGAGAGGCUGCCAUACGUGCAAAGGCAAGUGUCAUCCCUGCAGCUUCCGAGGCGAUGGCCAGGCUCUGGGGGACGAUCAAGGGCCUUGAAGGCUCGGCCGGGGAUCGCGAAGCGAAGCUGGCAGAGCUUACGGCACAGGCUGAGGCUGCCAGUGACGAGCUGGCAGAAAUCGAGCGGCGGGACAAGGAGAUCUCGCGCAUGCUUCGGAGCGUCCAGGAGCUCGAGGAGCUAGCCUGGUCCCUUGGAGGGCUCUUGGAUGAGAAGUCACCCAAGUGCAAGCAGGCCUCGCGAAUGCUGGCACAGAUUGAGGAAGACUUUUCCCGCCGGCGAACCAAGCGACGGGCCAAGGACAUGGCAGAAGCUUUGCAGGAGACUGGGGCCAGCUUGACAUACCGACAAGAAGAAGAGGAAGCCGAAGAAGGAAGCGACGUCGAGAAGUCGGAGCAGGCCUCAGCACGCCGACGCCAGCGUCGCUCGCAGAGAAAAGGAGAUGAUGGCUGGGACACCUCAGACCUCAGCGAGGAGGAUGGUCUGGAGCAAACCAGGAAAGAUCGCUCCAUUUUCUCCACUGCCGUGCAGAAGCAGUUGCUGGAUGACGUGUCUGAAGAGUUUGCCAGCGCAAGAUCUGUUCUGAAGGCUCUGAAGUCCGCGAAGAAGAAGCUGCAGGACGAGUACCGCCAGGCUUUCGUCCACUUGGCUUUGCCAGAGGUCUUCGGCUUCUUCGUUGACUUUUCCACCUUGUGGUGGGACCCUUUGCGUCUUCUGGCCCGCGCUGAUGACGUGACUUUCGGACCACGGAAGGCGAUCACAUCAACACAGCUGGAGACGUUCGACUGGUUUGAGGACAUGGCUGCCUUCACGGAACUCUUAGGCGACGAUGACCCCGACGGGGAGUUGGUGCCAAAGAUCGUGCAGCAGUGCAUCUUCCCCGAGGUGGCACGGCGCCUGCGCCAUUGCUGGGACGUGACUUCGAUGCCCCAGAGCCAGCGUGCAUCAGCUUUGCUGGAUGAAUGUUUACUUUUCGAGGUCGGCGAAGCGUCGGAAGCCUUCGGCGAGUUGGCCGAGGCGGCUGUCGAGCGGCUGCGCGCCGGACUGCAGACCUUGGCACCCGAAGUCUUCGUACAAUCAGCUCAGGUCACCACUUGGUACGCCUCUGCUGCUCGAAAGCGUUUGCUCCGGCGGAGCUGCAAGAUUGCCGCAUGCGCUGUGCAACUGGAAGGGCGCAUUCCGGAUGAGAAGCUUGCGCCGAUUCUCCUGCAAGACAUAUUCACGACCCGUAUAGCACCGCACCUUCAGGCCCCUCGGCUUAGACCAGAGGAGAUGGACCUCGUGGAGAGAUUUGUGGAUGCACUCCCAGACAGGUGGUUCGAGAAUGGCCUGCCCCAGGCCUUGAGACCACUUCGAGACGUUCUAGGACCUCGGGCUCCACCCAACGCCGAAGCCACUAAAUCUGCAGCCGCCGCAGCACUUCGGAAGAUGCGCUGUUACGACGAGGCCCAAGCGCUUGAGCUUUGA